Molecule: messenger RNA, 2868 nt
Organism: Zophobas morio
Lineage: Eukaryota; Metazoa; Arthropoda; Insecta; Coleoptera; Tenebrionidae
Exons: 15
Coding region: 195-2843 (882 amino acids)
Biological process (GO): proteolysis
Molecular function (GO): serine-type carboxypeptidase activity
Source: RefSeq, a predicted model, not a curated record
AUUUCAGAACAGUUUCAUCUAAACGAUAUUUAAAUUAAUUAGAAAAUUGAAAAAUUAGGAACACAAUGCGGGCGAUGUCAAAAUUGUUAGUAUAAAUAUUCACAAAUUUCAAGUGCUAGUGUUAAAUUCCACUAUAUAAAUGUUUGUUCUUUAACAUCUACCUGUCAGUGUGUUUUUAACAUUACACGGUAAAAAUGAAGUACUCGUAUUUAAUGUGUAUGUGCGUAUACAUAGGUUCUGUUUUGGGUCGUAAAGGUCUGGGUCCAACUGAACAAGAAUGGGGUUUUGUAACUGUCAGACAAGGCGCCCACAUGUUUUGGUGGUUACAUCAAACGAGUGCCAAUGUCGAACAUUACACAGAACGACCUUUAAUAAUUUGGUUACAAGGAGGCCCUGGCGCUUCUUCUACAGCAUUUGGAAAUUUUGCAGAACUAGGUCCUUUGGAUGUGGAUUUAAAUUCAAGAUCCACCACCUGGAUCAACAAUUACAACGUUCUUUUCGUUGAUAACCCCGUGGGAACUGGUUACAGUCACGUAGAUUCUAGUGUUUAUUUGGCAAAAAGUAACAGAGAAGUUGCUGAAGAUUUUGUAGUUUUAUUAAAAGGGUUCUAUGAAGCCAUUCCGGAGCUGAAGACUACGCCUUUAUAUAUAUUUUCAGAGUCGUACGGCGGGAAAAUGACCGCCGAAAUAGCACUACUUGUAGAUCAGGCAAUCAAAAAUGGAUCCUUGGACAUUGAUCUUGUCGGUGUCGGUCUUGGAGACGCAUGGAUUUCACCAGUAGAUAUGGUUUUGAGUUGGUCUUCAUAUUUAUUGAAUGUGGGCGCAGUUGAUCAAAACGGCUAUGAACAAAUUGAAGAAAUGGCACAUGAAACUAAAAAAGCCUUUGAUAGUGGAAAUUUCUCUCUUGCCACCUUACUUUGGGCAAAAACUGAAGGUGUCAUAGCUGCAGUUACUGAGAACAUCGACUUUUACAAUAUUUUAACGGAAAUUCCAAGUGCGUGGAAAGCGAAAAUGGAGAUGAUAAAACCUGAUUCUGGUUUACGGGAUGCUUUGGAUGAUAAAAUUAAAAUAUUAAUGAAUAACGUUGUAAGUCAGGCUUUGGAUUUGAAUGUGACCUGGGGUGAUCAAAGUGCUGCAGUUUUUGCAGGUCUAUACUCUGAUUUUAUGAAACCGGUAACUGAAAUUGUGGAGUUGUUGUUAAAUACAACUGACAUUAAAGUGGCUGUAUACAAUGGACAAUUAGAUUUAAUUGUUGAUACGCCAGGUACUGUGAAGUGGGUAGACGAAUUAAAAUUCGAAGGAGUUGAAAACUGGAAAACUUCAUCUAGAAAACCAAUUAUUGCAAAUGGUAUAGUUGAGGGUUAUUACAAAAAAAUUGGAAAAUUCACAAUGUACUGGAUUAAUAGAGCAGGUCACAUGGUUCCUUUAGAUAAUCCUGCCGCAAUGGACAUAAUUUUGCAAGAUAUGAUUGAAGAAUAUGAUAUGAAAAAUAUAAACGACAACCUCACUACGAUGAAACUGAUAAUUUUGGUAUUUUUUAUUGCAACGAUAGCUUUCGCUCGGAAGGGUUUCGGUCCGACGGAACAAGAAUGGGGUUUUGUCACCGUCCGUGAAGGUGCCAAUAUGUUUUGGUGGUUGCAACAGACAAGUGCAGAUGUGGAAAAUUAUACAGAAAAAUCUCUAGUAAUCUGGCUGCAAGAAGGUCCAGGAGCUUCAUCUACCGGAUAUGGUAAUUUUGCAGAAUUGGGACCAUUAGAUGCCGACUUGAAUCCAAGACCUACAACUUGGCUCAAUAAAUACAAUGUUCUCUUUGUGGAUAAUCCUGUGGGAACCGGUUACAGUCACGCAGACUCUUCGCGUGCAUUGACAACCAACAACAGACAAAUAGCAGACGAUUUUGUUGUUUUACUGCAAGGAUUUUACGAAGCUGUUCCUAAGUUAAAGAAGACGCCUUUGUAUAUAUUUUGUGAGUCGUAUGGUGGAAAAAUGACUGCGGAAAUUGCUUUAGUUGUAGAUCAGGCCAUCAAAGCCGGGACUUUAGAUGUUCAGUUGCUGGGUAUUGGUCUUGGAGAUUCUUGGAUUUCUCCUGUAGAUUCUGUUUUGACGUGGGGACCUUAUCUACUGAGUGUGGGUGCUGUUGACCAAAAUGGUUAUGAGCAGAUUCAGGAAUCAGCUGAAGCUACAAAAGCAGCUUUUGAUGAAGGAGAUUAUUCUAAAUCUACGGAUCUGUGGGUAUCAACUGAAAUGUUAAUUCUGUCCCUGACCGAUAAUAUAGAUUUUUAUAACAUUCUUACAAAGGUAGGAGAUGUAUGGGGAAGGAAAAGUAAGUCUAUAAAUUUUGUCACUGGAUACCAAAUUAAUUUUUUUGCAAAAAUAAUAAAACCAUUUUUGACCGACGACGUCGACGAUAAAAUCGAUGUUCUUAUGAACAAACAAGUAAAAGGAGCUUUAGGGUUAGACGUUAGUUGGGGUGAUCAAAGUGGUGGUGUGUUCAACGCCCUUUAUGAAGAUUUUAUGAAACCAGUGACCGAAAUUGUCGAGGAACUUCUUAACACAACAGACAUCAGAGUAGCAGUUUAUAAUGGACAACUUGAUUUAAUUGUUGACACACCAGGAACUAUUAAAUGGGUUGACGAACUGAAAUUUGAUGGUUCGUCGAAAUGGAAAAAUACUGACAGGAAAGCAAUAGCUGUAGAUGCUACUGCAGAAGGUUAUUACAAAAAAUUAGGGAAUCUGGCAUUCUACUGGGUUAAUAGAUCAGGCCACAUGGUUCCGUCAGAUAAUCCUCAGGCUAUGGAUUUUAUUCUAGAAGAUGUAAUUAAUGGCAAAUGGAACAAACAAUAAAUAUUAUCGUGUAAAUUAUGCAGAG